Apis florea (little honeybee) is the source of this 7871-nucleotide messenger RNA. It is a transcript of the gene hiw, whose product is annotated as MYC binding protein highwire. Gene Ontology annotation, biological process: axon guidance; regulation of synaptic assembly at neuromuscular junction. Gene Ontology annotation, molecular function: ubiquitin protein ligase activity. Gene Ontology annotation, cellular component: nucleus; plasma membrane. The record is from RefSeq and is a predicted model, not a curated record. NCBI's taxonomy places the organism in Eukaryota, Metazoa, Arthropoda, Insecta, Hymenoptera, Apidae.
CUCGAACGAACGGCUGUUUCUCCGAGACUUCGUAUCUUGCACGGCUGGCAGCAGCGGAGGUCGUUUGGCGAGAUGGUUACAGCCGGACAGUUUCGUAGAUCCCUCGAAAUGCGAGGCGCUUUACUCGAAGGACGACAUGAAGUGCGGAUGCCCUGCCAUCGUCACUAUACACACCAGAGAUCAGUACGGGGAUAUCGUUCAUGUACCUAAUUUAAAGGUGGAGGUGAAGGCAGUUCCUAUAGAGAAAAAAGACUUGGGAGAUUCGGAACGAGUUUCUCAACCCGAUCCGUUGACGUUCGGCGGUCAUCCUCAGCCACCCUUGGACGUGCCGUACGAGGUGACCAUCAACAACAAGACGUGCUUCUACGCGAUUACGAUCAUGAAGGCUUAUCAAAACUAUUCGUUCGAGGAGUUGAGGUUUAUGUCGCCGGCUAUAAAAAGAACGAGCGAAAGCAUGCUGGUUAGACCGAACGACGAUGGAAGCUACAGCGCGGCCUGGACACCGUCAUCCGUCGGAUGGUACUCCCUUAUGAUCACCAUAGACGGAUACGACAUGGAAGAUAAAUACAAGGUCGAGGUGAAGGAAUCGCCGCAAGGUAUGCAACCGCCCACGCAAAACGUCGUGAAGAAACCGCAACAUCAACCGAGCAGGCUUAGAAAAUUCGUGGCGAAGAACAGCGCUGGGCUGAGGAUAAGGGCGCAUCCGUCCCUUCAAAGCGAGCAAAUUGGCAUCGUUUCGGUGAACGAUACCAUAGCCUUCAUAGACGAGAUUCACAACGACGACGGUGUUUGGCUACGAUUGAACGCGGAAACGAUCAAGGAGUAUUGCAGCAGCAGCCAUCUGGAAGCUUGGUGUUUGCAAUACAAUCAACAUUUGGGGAAGACGUUGCUUCUUCCCGUCGAGGAGCCUAAAUCGAUCUUGGACCAAGUGAUCAAGGAGACGAUAUUGCGGAAAAGGCCGGAAAUAGUUGACGACAAAAGGAAGACGGUUACGUUCGACGGUGGUAGAAACAUGGUGGUCGUGAAGUGCGGCGCUUCCGGUCACAAUAUCAGAAGUAGGCCGGGAUUGAACGCGGCACCGGUUGGGAAAUUAGCUCUUGGGAACAUGGUGACCAUUCAAGAAUACUUCGUGAACGGCGAGGGUACUUGGGUACGCAUGGACGACGAAUCGAUGGCGAAAUACUGUUUCCGGAAGGGUCGGGUGGCAGAGGGCGAAGCUUGGUCCCUGGCGGUGAGCAAGCACGGCGUUACUUACAUGAAGAUCGAGCAAGAGUUCGAGAACGAUCCGAUGGAAAAGAGAGCGGCCGCGGCGUCCGACCCGUCCGACUCGCCUAAUCACAAAGGUUUCGAUUUUUCCGUGCCUUCCGUGAGUCACGAGGGCUUCAAUUUCACCGCUCAAAAUUUAACACCAGGUACAGCAGACUGUGGAGAGGGUAGUAAUACAAAUCCAUUCGUUUUUGGUUCGUACAACCAACACGAUUCACCAUCAGGAAGCGAGAGAUUCACGCCGGAGAAGGCGGACGUCUCGUCCAAGUUCUCCAAGGCCCAUUCGAAGGAGAGGGUGGCGAAGGAGAGGGAGAGAGAAGGGGGCGGUGGGAAAUUGAGCGUUCUGCAAAAGUGGUUGAGGGGCGACGACAAGUGUCACGGAGAGAAAAGAAGUUCCCCUGGCAAAGAUUUCUCGGAAUUCGUCGGUGUGUCGGUGAAGGAAUUGGUGAAGGCGAUAGGGGAGAGUCGAGCGAACGGUAACGGGCCCACGCCACCCGAGACACCGAGAAGAUUGUCGAGAAGUUCGUCGCCCAAGAAUCCCCAAGGUGGGUCACCAAGAUUUCACAGCCCGUCCUCUAGUCCGGUUCCGAUACCCGCUGGGUCCAGUCGGCAGCCAGUUGGUUCUGGUAAUUGCCUCUUCCCUCCUGCUGCUCAUGCACCAGGUGGGAGAAGUUUGAUAGGAGGGGGAGAUAGUAUCAGCAGCAGCCCAGUGCUCUGUGGCUCCCCCCGAAGUGUCGGCCUCUCCCCAUUAGUGUCUGGCGGAAUGAUAGACAGCGAGAGGUCGCAGCGACGGGGAUCGACGCAAAGCGACACAAGUGCCUUGGUCAGUAGUCUAACUAGGGAUCCUUCGCAAUCUCCAAGUGCUGUCAGCACAACUGCCAAUACCCGCGACCUCUCUCCAAGUCCAAGUUGUAGCUCUUUACACAUGAGAUCCGAGGGUAGCAUAGCUAGUCCGCCCGAUACACCGAGGCAAGAAGUCGGGGAUUCGCAAGAAAGUCCGAAAAGAGUGUCGCAGGCGCAAACGCAGACGAGUCCGGACAGCGCGACCACGGCGAUGAAAGGACACUUCAACAUCGGCUCGACCGGGCCGAAAGACGGGGCCAAGUUGGCGAGAAGGGAUCACGCGAAGAUAGCGAAGACGAGAACGAAACGCACCAUGUCUCCGACCAAUGCCCAGCAAAACGCGAACACGAAUCGUACGUUGAACCUGAACAAGGACAAGGUGAAGGAGGCCAUCAGUCCGUCGGUGGCCGAGUGUUUGAGAGCCGUGUUCGCCGCGUUCCUCUGGCACGAGGGGAUCGUGCACGAUGCGAUGGCUUGCGCCAGCUUCCUCAAGUUUCAUCCCAGCUUGCCGAAGCAGGGCGCCCUCGUUGUGACCAGGCAGGCGGUGAUACAAUCGGCGGACAAGCAAAAGCAGGAGCAGAAAGCGCGGCAAAGGCACUCGGUCGAGGUGAUCAACGCUGGCAAUUACCUGUACAUACAACCGAGCACGGUCGAGGCGUUGACCCGUUCCGCGGCGAACGCGAACGCGAACAGGAAUCGGAAGAAGCAGAAAACGGUGAUAAAGGAGGAGGUUCAAGAAAACGCGAAAUUGGACUCGUUGCCGGAAUUUCAAACGGUCGCUGUAUUGCCACCUGCCCUCAAGAGUCUGGUGUUCUUGUGGGAGGAACUGAGCACGAAUUGCCUUCAAACGAUAGAGCAACGAUCGGUGUUGCCGAGCCCGAUCUCGCAGAUACAGACGAUGAAAUUGGGGAAGCGGCCGGAGAAACGGCCGCGGGAAGACAAGGCGAAGGAACGGGAGAAGAAGAACAGCAGGAAGAAGAAGGAGUGGAAACCGGUCGGUAGGGGAAACGGGAGCGAGGUGUUGGGAGGGAUUGAGCGUGAAACGGUUUGCGAGUUGUGCGGUAUGAUGUUCCCGCAUCCAGUGACAUAUCAUAUGAAAAUGAUGCAUCCUGGUUGCGGAUGGCAUGCGGGGGGGAAAGGGUAUAACAGCGGGGGCAACUAUUGCAUAGGUUGGGCGGGGAAUUGCGGCGAUGGUGGUAUCGGCGGAAGUUCGUGGUACCUGAUCUGCGACACGUGUCGCGACAAGUAUUUGCGAGCCCGAAAGUUGAAGCUCGCGAAAAAAUUCUUGACAGGAAUGACGAAGAAGAAGAAUGCCUGUGCCAAAGUUGUGUCACCAGUUAGUAGCCCUAGCGGAAACGAAACGCACAUAAUUAUGAAGAACAAUGCUAUGUUUCUCUUAGACUUGGCUAGCGCGUCCGGAUUGAAUAUUCCGAAGCAGCAGAGGCGCCCUUCCCAAACACUGUCGUCCGUCGCGGAAAAUUACAGCCCACCGGAGGCAGCUGGACCGUUCCCACCGACUGGGCCGUUUCAGUGUUUGCAAGCUUUAGGGGUUCAUCACUCGCAAAGUCACGACGAGAGAUAUUACGAGGAGACGUUGAGACGUCAAAACGGGCAUCAAAAUGCGUACGAAGGCAACGUGAUGGCCAACACUACGAACGGAAGGCCUUUGUCGGAAUGCCCUAUGAGCGAUAGCGACGGGGAAGGUGGUAAAGGUCGUGGGAUAUUUCAUCGAUCGGUAUCGAUGUCCACCGGUGCCCCAUGGACUAGGAAUUCGAACGAUGGUAGAGUUGUCAUGAUGAGAAAACGGAACAACAGUAGCAGCGAAAUGAACACUGAUGCCGGAUCUUCCCUUCUGUGUUACCCGUCUGCAGCCCUACAAAAAUUAGUACCAUCGAUGAAUCAAUCGGCGAUUGUCUCGACGAAUCAAGAAGAAGAAGUCACCACUAACGAUAGAAUAGAAAUUCUCAUGAGGCCCGUGAUGCUUUUCGUCCUACAACAACAUAAUCUGCAACAUCUACAACUUGCGAUGAAGCAAGCAUUGAGACGCGCUGCUUGUAGAGUUUACGCGAUGCAAGCGUUAAACUGGUUGCUAAGAAGUGUGACGCAACCUAUUUGUCUUCAUGAUUUAUUGUGGUGGUUCAUCGCAUCCCUAACACCUACUGUACCACCUGAUAUUCCAGACACAAAUGACGAAGACAAUAAAACUGAUAAAAAGGAUGAUCACGAAAUGAUUGGCGUAUGCGAACAUCCUCUAAGCGAUCUUGUCAUAGCAGGUGAAUCUGUUAAUCCAUUACCAACGGUUUUUCAUACUUUAUUACAAACUAUAGCAGACUUGAUGCUUUUGCCACCUCCUGGUUCUCCUUUACAACAAGCUGCCAUUCGAUGUUGGGGCAUUAAAUUCACACCUGCGGAUCAUAUGUUCCUCCACAGAAGUCAUGUUUUUAGUAACAUUAGUAAAAUACUCUCAAGAUCGGAAGAAGAGGAAGAUAUUACGAUGAGCAUGCAUGAAAGUCAUCAAUCAAUUCAUUCUCAACAAAUUAAUAGUUGCGUGGAAGUUUUGAAGGAUUUAACAUGCGGAGUGGAAAUUAAAGCAUCGAGCAGGCAAGCUAUGAUAGGUAGCUUGACCGAUAAUUCAACGGAAACUUUUUGGGAAUCCGGUGACGAAGAUCGGAACAAAACAAAGACGAUAACUAUCAUUUGUGGUGCUCAUUCUCUUCCUCGAAUGGUGUACAUUCAUAUCGAUAACUGUCGUGAUCUGACGCACAAAGUAUCUAGUGUUACGUUUCAAUCGGGUAAUAACGUGGAUGAAAUGAUCAAAUUGAGAACUGUAGAAGUCGAAAGCCGUUCCGCCGGAUGGAUUAACUGUCCAGUCACUGAUCCACGUCAUGUUAUCGUCGGUCUAAAAUUGAAAGGUCCAGAUAAUUCUUUGCGAGUACGACAGAUACGAAUUUUAGGUGAAAUUGAAGGGGAAUCUUUGAAAAUUGGAAAACAGUUGAACGCCCAAACGAUUCAACAAAGAAAUUGUGAAACGGAAACGCUAAAAGUGUUCCGUUUAAUUACUUCUCAAGUAUUUGGAAAACUUAUACAAGGUGAACAACAACAACAACAAAUGGAUACUACGGAAGGAACUAACGAAGACUUGGAGGAUAGUAAUGAUCUCCGCGAGCACAUGGUUGGAAUUUUAUUCAGUAGAAACAAUUUAACCCAUUUACAAAAACAAGUUUGUACCCACAUUGUUCAAGCUAUUCAAAAAGAAACCAUUCGUCUAAGAGAAGAAUGGGAGGCUCUAUUAUGUUCUCCGACUCCUGCUAAUAGUCUGUUAAGUGAUAAUAGCGAUUUGCCUAAAGCAGCAGAUGCAUAUUGCUUUGAAAUGUUAUCCAUGGUACUAGCCUUAAGUGGUAGUUCAGUAGGACAGUAUUACCUGUCGCAUCAAUAUGGAUUAUUGAAAGAUUUGUUGAGUUUGUUACAUACUGGAUCGGCAAGAGUGCAACGUCAAGUAACAUCUUUGUUGAAAAGAAUUUUACCAGAAAUUAAACCAGAAGUGUUAGCUAAUGUCAUUAGUGUCAAACGAUUACCACCGACAGAUUUUAGUAUUAUAUCCGCAAAUAAUGGUCUUUCUCAUAGUAGCGAAUUUGAUGAGCAUUCCGCGGGAAUUCUUGACGUUUUCUUAAGUUGUAUUGCUAAGGCGCUCACGGUUCAAGUUAAGGUAAAAGGAAAAGAAAACAAUGGAAAAGCCUUGCAAAGUGUAUCAUUAGCUACUAGUAUUCAUCCAAAAAGUCAAGUUGGAACAAGAUGGUGGUUAAGAGGAUGUAUGACUCGAAAAUUAGCCGAAGUGAUAAUACAACUUUUGAAAGAUAUGGCAUCGGGAAAAUUAUCAGAAGCAUGGGCAUCGGUGACUAAAGCAGCUAUUGCGGAAAAUAUUUUAAAUCUUACCAGAUUGGACGAAAGAAGCCGUGAUCCAACUGAGUGUCUUAAAACCCCAACUUUAUGGCUUGCCCUUUCUUCCUUGUGUGUAUUAGAUUCCGAUCAUGUCGAGAGGUUGUCUUCGGGUCAAUGGAGCGGUACCGAGGGACAACCGCCGCCGCCUAGACCAACGUGUAGUAAUCAUGACGAUGGCGAGACAACGGCAAUUAUACAAUGUAACGUUUGUGGAAAUUUAUGCUCGGAAUGCGAUAGAAUUUUGCAUUUACAUAGAAGAACACGUAUGCAUAUAAGACAAGUUUGCAAGGAGGAGGAAGAAGCGAUACGGGUAGAUCUUCAUGAGGGAUGUGGCCGAACAAAAUUGUUUUGGAUUUUGGCGCUUGCCGAUAGUAGAACGUUAAAAGCAUUGGUGGAAUUUCGUGAUGGUUCGCCAAGAAAACCCGUUGGUGCUACAUCUGGAAUUUGCAGAUUUUGCGGCACUACUGGAAAUACAGGUUUGCUAGCUGUAGGAAAUAUUUGCGCAGAUCAGGAUUGUCAAGAGCAUAGUAAAAACGCGUGCAGCAAAGUACACGUAUGUGGACAUAUUUGUGGAGGAGUACGAAACGAGAAGAAUUGUCUACCUUGUCUACAUAGAUGUUUACCGGGAAGUGAUUUGAAGCAAGAUGCUGAUGAUAUGUGCAUGAUUUGCUUUACGGAAGCUCUAUCUGCUGCACCUGCGAUUCAAUUACAAUGUGGACACGUUUUCCACUUGCAUUGCUGUAGGCACGUUUUAAUGAAAAGAUGGGUAGGACCUAGAAUAACUUUUGGAUUUUCUCUUUGUCCAAUUUGUAAAGUUCCAAUGGAACAUCCUACUUUGACGGAUCUAUUAGCUAAUAUAAAGGAGCUUUACGAAGAUGUGAGAAGAAAGGCCUUAAUGCGGUUAGAAUAUGAAGGAUUGCACAAAGCGGAAUCAACAUUUGGACCAGGAGGAAGAUAUCAUGAAGAUCCUGCUGCAUACGCAAUGGAACGCUAUGCGUAUUAUGUUUGCUACAAAUGUCAGAAAGCCUAUUAUGGUGGUGAAGCACGAUGCGACGCACAAGUAGGUGGAGAAACGUUCGAUCCUACAGAAUUAGUUUGUGGAGGUUGUAGCGACGUGGCAAGGGCUCAGAUGUGUCCGAAGCAUGGAGCAGACUUCCUAGAGUAUAAGUGUCGUUAUUGUUGCUCGGUGGCAGUCUUCUUUUGCUUUGGAACUACACAUUUCUGUAACCCCUGCCACGACGACUUCCAACGAGUCACCACCAUUCCAAAGGGUGAAUUACCUUCGUGUCCUGCAGGACCUAAAGCAAAACAACUCGAAGGGGACGAAUGUCCUUUACAUGUUAAACAUCCACCAACUGGCGAAGAAUUUGCGCUUGGUUGUGGCAUUUGCCGUAAUGCGCAUACUUUUUAAGAUUCUAAAACAACUUGACUAUGGGACGAAACUCUUUCAUAAUUUAUAUUUGACACGAUAAAAGUUGCUCUUAAAACUAUUAGAUUACUUACGAAUGCAGUAUAUAAACGAAUAUAGUUCGAUAUAAGUAUUCUCAUAAUUUAAAAAAUACGUGUCUCUAAGUGCUAUGUGUAUAUCGAUUUUUAAGAAUUCCUAUAGUGAUCGCAAAAGUGGAAUUGAUGCAAUAUACUUACAAAAGGAAACAUAUAGACACAACUGAAUAGCUGCAAUUAUAAGUGAGAAUUUGAUGAUGCGUGAAACUAUAAUAUUUGUUAAGUAUUACAUAAGUCGUUUUUAUUGGUAAUUUUAGAAAUUACUGAAACGCAUAGAAAAGACGAAAGAAUCUUGUGCAUAUAUUAAACUUCCAUACAAA